Pezoporus flaviventris is the source of this 1611-nucleotide messenger RNA. RefSeq lists its product as uncharacterized. NCBI's taxonomy places the organism in Eukaryota, Metazoa, Chordata, Aves, Psittaciformes, Psittacidae. The transcript has a single exon. Bases 409 to 1527 code for a protein of 372 amino acids. The record is from RefSeq and is a predicted model, not a curated record.
GGAGAUCUUCCCUCUGAGGUCUUCGAGGUACCUGGGGUUUCUGUUCUAAAACUGGCUCUCACGUUAUUUUUUACCUCAUUGAAAACGUUUCCUUUAGAAACCCAGCAAAACCCUAAACAGAAUCCAAAUAUAAAUCAAUGCAAAUGCAAUUACUGUAACCGGCCCUCCUCUGUGCCUGGGGGUCUGAAUAAAUCCAUUGAUUCUCUGCCUUAAUUUGUCUGGGAAGCAGGAACACCCAGUUUCAUACUGAAUCAAAAUGCUCCCCAGAGGAAGUGGUGUUGCCGGUGCAGCUACAGUGAUUGUGAGCUCGGUGGGGUGGUACCUCUAGGCUGGGGGAUCUAGAAUGUUCUCUGCCAGUAGCCACUGGCCAGGACAGCACCUGUCCUGCACAGGACACCUGACUCUGUGAUGGCAGGGAGCCGUGCGGUGAUUUUUGACAUAGGGUCUGGGCAGUGUAAGGCUGGUCUGUCGUGGGAACAGGUUCCCCGCUCGGUUAUUUUCACUGUUGUGGGGUACCCCAAAUUCAAACCUGUCAUGUUUGGGGCAAGUCGUAAGGACCGGUAUAUUGGGGAGGAAGCCCAGUUCAAAAGGGGCGUUUUGUCUUUUACUUACCCAAUGGAAAAUGGGUUGGUUACAUCCUGGGAUGACAUGGAGAAGAUUUGGAGGUACCUGUACGAACAGGAGCUCAAACUGAAACCGAGCGAGAUGCCGGUGCUGCUGACCGAGGCCCCUCUCAACCCUUUGUCCCAUCGAGAGAAAAUGGCUGAGAUGAUGUUCGAGAGCCUCCAGGUGCCUGCCUUGUUUGUGACCCUGGCGGCACUGAUGGCCCUGUACGCCUCUGCCCGCACCACGGGACUGGUGCUGGACAGUGGCGAUGGUGUCACCGUCACCGUCCCUGUCUACGAAGGCCAUUACCUGCUCCAUAGCACCACCAGGCUGGAUUUUGCAGGCAGAGGUGUAACCAAAUACCUCACAAGGCUCCUCUUGGAGACUGGGAACUCCUUCGUAAGCACAGCAGAGAGAGAGAUUGUCAGGGAUAUUAAGGAGAAGCUGUGUUAUGUUGUGUUAGAUCCCAGCCAGAAGAUGCAUGCGGAGCCUGCAAAACUCCUGCGCAGGUACGUUCUCCCUGACGGGAGGGCUGUUGAGGCAGGAGACCAGCUAUUCCGAGCUCCCGAAGCGCUCUUUGUGCCUGCGGAGGCAGAAAUCACAGGGCCAGGGGUUGGGGUGAUGGUCCUCCAGAGCUGCUCCAAGUGCCACAGCGACAUCCAGCCCAGCAUCCAGAGGAACGUGCUGCUGUCGGGUGGAUCGACUCUGUUCCAAGGCUUCAAGGAGAGGCUCUGGAAGGAGCUCCAGGCAGGAGUUCCCAGCCCAGCUCGUGUCAAGAUCAUUUCACCACAAGAUCGGGUGUAUUCCGUGUGGGUUGGUGCUUCCAUCCUGGCCAGCUUAAGAGCAUUUAGGAACAUGUGGGUUACCAAGGAAGACUAUUACGAGGUUGGAGCCACAGUACUCCAGAGAAAAUGCUUCUGAACAUUCAAGGAGCAACCAUCCAGGGUUUGUUUUUGAGUGCCAAUCUGAACUGCUGCAGAGCAGGUAAUAAAUCAGUACAAAAAU